Messenger RNA from Cetraspora pellucida, 246 nucleotides. NCBI's taxonomy places the organism in Eukaryota, Fungi, Glomeromycota, Glomeromycetes, Diversisporales, Gigasporaceae. The record is from the annotation of a GenBank genome assembly.
AUGAUGCAAAGUGAUGGUGCAAAAAAUUGGCAUAUUUUUUCUGAAACUCAUCAAGAACUUCAAACAUUACAAAAUAAUUUUUAUAAUUUACAAUCAUAUUUUAUAAAUACUAAUUUUGAGGAUUUUGAAUUAGAAAAUUAUAAUAAAAUUUUAGAAGAUAAAAAUGAUGAAAGUGAUGAGUUUUUAUUUAUUUCUAAAUAUCAAUUACAAAAAUAUUACCAAAUUUAUGAUAAAACUAAAUGUUAA